AUUAGUCUUUGAAGUUCGUCGGUGUGACAGGUUCGCGUCCGCUGGUGGCGACAAACUAACAAAUGCUGCUGGAUUAACAUAAAAAACAACAAAGGAAACCUCCCACAUUUUAUGAUAAAGAUAGUGUUGGCUACAGUAAACGUAUUUAUCCGUUGAAUGUCGGUGUUUAAUCUCAUUUUCCCGUCGGUUCUGCUCGUAAACGCAGCAGAGAAGCGCACGUGGGGGACAGACGCAGUGUGAGCCAGACUUCCUCGCGAGUUAGAGAGAAAGAGAGAGAAGGAGAGAGAGAGAGAGAGAGAGAGACAGGAAGAAGUGUAACAAAAAAAAAGAAAAAACGGAUAUAAGACAAUGACCCACGCUUCUCCUCCUCGACUUUAACUUCUUUUUUUUAGCGACACAUGAGAGCCAGCAGCUUAUAGUGGCCGCUGUGUUUUUUUUGGGGGGGGAUUAUUCGGUGCGCCGUUUUGCGACUUUUAUCUGCAGCGAGUGGAUACUUCAGGGUCUGAAAGGGAAGACAUGGGGACUCAGGGCACAGGACGGAAAAGGUCUACCAAGAAGGAGAGGUCGACGGCGGAGGAUGAUGCCCUGAAUCUCAUAGCGAGAGAGGCCGAGGCCAGGCUGGCAGCGAAGAGGGCAGCGAGGGCAGAGGCCAGAGAGAUCCGCAUGAAGGAGCUGGAGAGACAACAGAAAGAGAUCUUUCAGGUGCAGAAGAAAUAUUAUGGCUUGGACACCAAAUUAGAUGACCGAGGGGACAGCAAAUGGGGAGAUAUUGAACAAUGGAUGGAGGACAGUGAGAGAUACUCACGUUCUUCACGGAUACACACGCUCUCAGACGACGAUGAGCGGAUGUCAGUGGGAAGCCGGGGCAGUGUCAGGUCGGAUCUUGACGCUGUUGGGGCUUACGGUGGAGGGGGCUCCUCCUCACUCUCACUUAAGAAGUCAAAGAAAAAGAAGAAACAUAAGCACAAAGACAAAGACAGGAACGGCUAUGAUGAUGAUGAUUACAGUGUAAUGUCCAGCAGGAGCUCCAGACUCAGUGAUGAAAGCAGAGUGUCUCGCUCCUCCAGACUAGACCUAACGAGCUCCAGACUAAGUGAUGACAGCCGGGUGUCUCGUGCCUCCAGAUUAGACCUGCAGCCGGCUCCGUACGCUUCCUCUGACUUGUACAACUUCAAUGGUCUGUCCUCUUCCAGAAACCAGGGUUCAGCUUUCAAUGGUUACCAGAGCUCCUUAUAUGAAGACAGCCUUGGCACUGGGUCACGGCGAGCCGCUGGUUCCACCUCUCACCCUUUAGAGUACACUAGUUAUCGCAGCUCCGGCUCCAGAGCCUCCUCCAGAGCCAGUUCGGCCCGCGCCAGCCCAGUGGACAACUGCGGCUCUGUUGCCAGCUUUUUGAGGAGUGCGGCCAGUAGCAGUGGCAUCCCCCGAGACCUGGACGAUGUUACUAUUCCUGACUUUUCUGAUGUGGAGGACAGAGAUUAUCUUGAGAAGGGAUCUCGACCAGCUUCUGCCUUAACAGCAGGAACCCUCACGUCUUUAGGUGGGACUUCCUCACGUAGAGGAAGUGGCGAGACGGCUAUAACUGUAGACGCAGAGGCCUCUAUACGAGAAAUUAAGGAGAUUCACGAACUGAAGGAUCAGAUUCAAGAUGUGGAAACCAAGUACACGCAGAACCUAAAAGAAGCCAAGGAUGCAUUAGCAGAGGUGGAGGAGAAGUAUCGUAAGGCCAUGGUGUCCAACGCCCAGCUGGAUAACGAGAAAAACAACCUCAUGUACCAGGUGGACACACUCAAGGACUCGCUCAUGGAGCUGGAGGAGCUGCUGUCUGAGUCGCGCCGGGAUUAUGAGGAGAAAGUCAAGGUACAGCAAGCAGACAGAGUGACAGUCUUUAAAACUGAGGAUAUUAUAGAAUGGCUAAAGGCAGACAAAAGUGAAGAGCUGCCCCUAAAUGACAUCCGUCAGCUGCGGAUCAAACAGGAAGGUUUUGUCAGAGAAAUAGCUGACCUGCAGGAGACGGUGGAGUGGAAGGAUAAAAAAAUUGGGGCCUUAGAGCGACAGAAAGAAUACACAGAUGCAAUCCGAAUUGAGCGAGAUGACCUCAGAGAAGAGGUUGUGAAGCUGAAAGACAUUCUGAAGAAACAUGGAAUAGUAUUGGGACCUGAUCUAAACAUCAAUGGAGAAAUUGGUGAGGCCGAAGUUGACGGGUCCCCCAGUGCAGACCUUGCUUCCCAACCGGCUCCGGAUUCACAGACUUCCCCAGUUGAGGGGAACAGCAUGCUCGAGAUUCGCUUGAGGAAACUGGUGGAUGAGCGUGAAAAAAUGAUAGAGCAGGUCAAGAAAUUAAAGGCCCAGCUGGAUCAGAAGACACAGAGGAAUGGCACAGAGAACACUUCAAGCCCAGAUGGUGAAAUUCUUGAAAACGGCAACGAUCCAAACAUAUUAGAACUGCAGAGAGAUUCAAACAGACAAAUAAGUGACUUGAAGUUCAAACUGGUGAAGGCUGAGCAAGAAGUCACGGCUUUGGAACAAAAUGUGACCAGACUCGAGGGUCAGGUGACGCGCUACAAGUCUGCAGCCGAGAACGCAGAGAAAGUGGAGGAUGAGCUGAAGGCAGAGAAACGGAAACUACAGAGAGAGUUACGAUCAGCGAUGGACAAGGUCGAUGAACUUGAGUCAAACAACAGCCACCUUUCU
This is a messenger RNA of Morone saxatilis (striped sea-bass), 2694 nucleotides long. It is a transcript of the gene lrrfip1a, whose product is annotated as leucine rich repeat (in FLII) interacting protein 1a. The record is from RefSeq and is a predicted model, not a curated record. Gene Ontology annotation, biological process: regulation of transcription by RNA polymerase II. The annotation marks the transcript as partial. NCBI's taxonomy places the organism in Eukaryota, Metazoa, Chordata, Actinopteri, Moronidae. The transcript has 28 exons. Gene Ontology annotation, molecular function: RNA polymerase II cis-regulatory region sequence-specific DNA binding; DNA-binding transcription factor activity, RNA polymerase II-specific.